Cloeon dipterum is the source of this 699-nucleotide messenger RNA. Its product is annotated as C-type lection lectoxin-Enh3-like. The transcript is spliced from 4 exons. NCBI's taxonomy places the organism in Eukaryota, Metazoa, Arthropoda, Insecta, Ephemeroptera, Baetidae. The coding region runs from base 1 to 699 and encodes 232 amino acids. The record is from RefSeq and is a predicted model, not a curated record.
AUGAUACUUUUAGCUGUCACUUCAAUCGAGGAAUUGAACUGUCUUGCCAGUUUUAAAGCUGGCACGUAUUGGACGAGCGGCUCGAAUGAAGAUGAGAACUGCGACACGCAUAAAAAGUACGCGUGGUGCUCGACGGGCAACAAUGUUUCCUCCACUCUCAUCUCAUCGCCGGACUUUUGGCUCAACAAUACUUCGUCCUCCCUGGAGCGCUGUCUGGCGCUCGUCAAUACUGCCGAUCCUAAAACGCAGGGGUUGGUGCACAGAAAGUGCGACGACGCUCUCAACUACAUCUGCCAAAUCCCGGUUGAAUGUCCGCAGCUUUUUCCGAAAAAUAUGACUUGGCUUUCCAACUGGAAACAGUGCUGCGCUUUAGGAAUGGAAACUCUCAACAUUGAUAACGUGGCCGAGCAACUAGGGCUUACUAAUAUGACUAAAGUUUACAAAGACAACUGGAAGGCCAUUUUCAAUUACUGGACGUCCGGCAUCGCGAGUAAGGGUUCAGCAGAGCGGCAGUGGUCGUGGUGCGAGUCCACGGGACCCACAAUUUUCGCCCCUGGACUCAGGUGGGAAUCUGGCCAGCCCGACAAUGCUGGAGGCAGCGAGAAUUGUGUCCACUUUCGCUUCGUUCUCAACGACACAGGAACCAUCAUGACCGACAGAAAUUGCUCCAAUAGAUAUAUUUUCGCCUGCAAGGUGUGA